This is a messenger RNA of Caenorhabditis remanei, 294 nucleotides long. RefSeq lists its product as uncharacterized. NCBI's taxonomy places the organism in Eukaryota, Metazoa, Nematoda, Chromadorea, Rhabditida, Rhabditidae. Bases 1 to 294 code for a protein of 97 amino acids. The record is from RefSeq and is a predicted model, not a curated record. The transcript is spliced from 3 exons.
AUGUUUGCAGGUGAUAUCAUUGCGCUGACUGGUAAACUAGUCAACGAUCCAAAAGUGGCCAACCCUGUGAUCUGCAAUCAAGGAAACAGGAAACUGAUGGAAAAUGAGAACAUCAAUAAGGCAGAUAAAGAUGUCUUGAAUCACCUGGCCCAAUGUCUCCAUUUUUCAUCGGGCAGCAACAACAUUGUGAUAAAAUUCCAACUGCUACAUUGUGAAGUCCAAGAAACCCAGAGAAGAAACGCUUGCCUCUAUCGAAAAGUCCAAAAGUCUGCGUUCGGAAUGCAAAUUCUGUGA